UUUAUCUCUCACUUCUAGUAAGAUUUUGUCCUACAUCACAAGGUAUUUCCUGUACAGCACCUGUUUUCUUACAUACCAUAAUCCUUUCAAACCUGGCUUCAGAAAUGCAAGCUCCAGUACAAGCGCAGCCGGUGGUCAUCGUGACUCAGCCUGGAUAUAGUGGCCGAGCACCCCAAAACUCCAACUGGCAGACUAGCAUGUGUGACUGCUUCAGUGACUGCCAAGUCUGUCUCUGUGGCACAUUUUGUUUCACAUGCCUCGCAUGUCAAGUUGCAGCUGACAUGAAUGAAUGCUGUCUGUGUGGGACAAGUGUUGCAAUGAGGACCCUGUACCGGACCCGCUAUGGCAUCCCUGGAUCUCUUUGCGAUGACUAUAUGGUAACUACUUGCUGUCUUCUCUGCUCUGUUUGCCAAAUCAAAAGAGACAUCAACAGAAGGAGAGCCAUGAAUGCUUUCUAAAAAGGUGAAGAACUUUUAAUGAAACAACUGAAAUCAGCAGACAUCUCUUCAACUUGAGUAGUUCUGUAUCUUACGCAACUGAAGCAACAUAGGUGUUUAAUCAAUUAAUGGA
Messenger RNA from Erinaceus europaeus (western European hedgehog), 570 nucleotides. It is a transcript of the gene PLAC8, whose product is annotated as placenta associated 8. The coding region runs from base 105 to 458 and encodes 117 amino acids. The transcript has 5 exons. Gene Ontology annotation, biological process: positive regulation of transcription by RNA polymerase II. NCBI's taxonomy places the organism in Eukaryota, Metazoa, Chordata, Mammalia, Eulipotyphla, Erinaceidae. The record is from RefSeq and is a predicted model, not a curated record.